AAGAAAAAAAAAUACAGAGAGCGCGCAUGCAGCCAACGAACAAGCAUGGCAGACACAUGCAAUGCACGCGCAGGGCAGCCGGGGGCCCGCCGCGCCAGACCGAAGACUUGGAGCAGCAGCCCUCUGGCGCGUUUCCAAUGCUGCACAACCUGUUUGCUGCUCCCGCCCAGGCUGCACCAGGGCUAGGCGGCAGGUCGGCGGCGCAGGCGGAGGGGGUCAACGGUGACUGCAACGACGAUACAAGCCGCAACCCUGGCGGCGCUCGCCCGCGUUGGGGUCCCAACAGCAAGCAGCAGCAGCAGCAGCAGCAGCAGCAGCAGCAUCAGUACACAGUAGAAGCGCGCAAGAGGGGGAACAAAGGCUCCGAACACCGACCGACCGACUGAGCGAGGGACCAAGGCCAGACCGGAAAAGACUAGCCCAUGACUCUCCCGAAACGGACCCCGGCAUGGGUGGAAAGGAAACAGGCCAGGCGGCGCUGCACAUAUCGAUGAUGAUUAUCAAUCCGGACGGACGGGAAUCGAGCUUGAAGCAUUGACUUCGAUUCUUUGCUCCGUUUUGGACAGACGCGAUGCAGCCGGGUCUGGACUGGACAGGCAUGGAGUGAACUUGUGCUGCAGGCAGGUGGGUCCCAUCAAAUCAGGUACCCCGACCCACACCUCCAUCCCG
Molecule: messenger RNA, 669 nt
Organism: Gaeumannomyces tritici R3-111a-1
Lineage: Eukaryota; Fungi; Ascomycota; Sordariomycetes; Magnaporthales; Magnaporthaceae
Exons: 3
Coding region: 27-386 (119 amino acids)
Source: RefSeq, a predicted model, not a curated record